Molecule: messenger RNA, 1830 nt
Organism: Musca domestica (house fly)
Lineage: Eukaryota; Metazoa; Arthropoda; Insecta; Diptera; Muscidae
Exons: 2
Coding region: 1-1830 (609 amino acids)
Source: RefSeq, a predicted model, not a curated record
AUGGGCAUAAAGGAGUGUCCUAUGCGACGCAAGCACAACAAAUGUUGGAGCGAGAAUCGAUCCCGUUACGGACCUAUGAAACAACAAGCCCAUAACUUACACUGCUCUUCUAUGGAACACCUUCCAAAUAUCUAUACCAAGUCUUCCGAAUCUAGUGAUGAUCCACAUAACCAUCCCAAUCAUCAUUUAUCUUCAUCGACGGCCUUGCAAGAGAUAGCAAUCGAAAUAGACGCUGCGACAAUGACGGAAGACAACAGUACAACGGCCACAUCAAAUUUUGCAUUCAAAGUAGCCGCCGACAACGCUGUCGUUCCGAUUAUUCGUGCUCCUAUUCAUGCCGACUCUGAUGAGGAAAGCAGAGGUGUUAUCAGGCAUAUGAAGAGAAGAUCUUCGAUCAACUCAAAUACGACCGCCGAGACUGAUGAAUUUUCUAAUGAGGAAGCUGAAGAAAACCAGCCUCAAGGAGAUUAUAGAUGUCAGUGUGUGUAUUGGCAUUCUUAUGAAAGCGGCCAGAAAUUUUUAGCCAGUGCGGUGGCGGAACCUAAAAAUGAAUGCGUCAAAAUAAAGCGCAAGCGUUUCAUUGCUGCAGACGACUGCUGUAGCAGUUGCUCCAGAUGUUCUAGCUGUUCAUGUUCCCACGUACAUACUAGUAGUUGCAGCAGUUUCGAGGAAUGGCCAGGAAUCACAUCGAACACCCAGUCGUUUACUGUAUCCGCAGAUUGCCACCGUUGUGCUACCAAACGACACUCAGCAGUGUCAAGCACUGACUAUACCGGCAAUAAUGAUAACCCUUUCAUUUCAGACGAAGUACUUCCCCAACCUUUAAUUCAAGACACCACCGAUAGCUCGGCUCCCACCAGUCGUCGCAGUAGUAUUACAACAAGUUUCUGUUCGUGCACCUCAAAUGCUCCAUGCUGUUGUGGCGAAGAUUCGGCUACAGGACAAAUGUGUACGGCGCAGGACGCAACUAUACGUACAUCUUCGAUUGGUAAAGUCGCCUGUCUGGAUGUUGACGAACAACAUUCAAGUACCUUGACACCUUUGACUAACCCAUCAUCUGCAGUGUCUACGCCAGUCGGGGAAGAAGGAGACGUCACUAUGAGAAGCAUAAGCCAGCCGUUGACUGAUGACACAUCCUCUCAUAGUCAUUCAGCUGAUUAUUAUUCCUUAUCGUCCAGUCAGCCGCACUCACAAACGACACCAAAUAAAACUCCCAGGCAUGCAGUUAUUUUGCAAAAAUCUACAGAAGCUGCCCGAGUAGAUGUUGCAGGUGAAACAUUUGAUGGUGAAGAUCAUGAUAAAAAAUCGCGAAAACCAUGCAAACAUUUCGGAAAACACCAUCGUCAUAAACCGAUUGAUGUAAAUUCGUUGCUACAGCAGACUAUACGUCAAUCCGCCAUUCUGCAGGAGAAUUCUCAACCGCCCGAUGAUAGUUUGUCAGCGUUGGCCAGAAGAAAACAGCAGUUACGUCUACCCACGCAACCACAAGAUCUGAGUGUUGGCAGCAAUGAUAGUUCUUCCGCAACUCUAACUUCCAUAGUAACAAUAGCGAAAUUCCCUCCACUUUCCAUGCAAAUCCCGAAAUCACAAUUGUUGUCAUCAAAUUUGUCGCAGCCGCCUUCAUCAGUUCAAUCGCUGUCAGCCAUCACAGCACUGUGUGGAACCAAUGGGUCCAGUGUUGUUACAACAACGACAUCCACAACCUCAGCUCCCAAUAGCGGGCGCUUGAAGCGUAACCCAAAGUUUUCUCCAUUGAUUGGUGAGCCAUUCAGCUGUGAUCCACUACUGAAUGCUGCCCAAGAACGGCGUUCCACGGAGAUUAUUUUAUAG